AGAGAGAGAGAGAGAGAGAGAGAGAGAGAGAGAGAGAGAGAGAGAGAGAGAGAUGGAGGGUGAUGGGAGCAUGUAUUCGGGAGGGAGUUUACCCAAUUCGCCCGUUGCCAUAGACCCGGCGUACGAGUUCUCAGCGCCGCGCUACUUCGACUUCUCGAAUUUUGACGAGGAGGAUGAUCCGAACGCCGACACGUGGUUCAGUAGGGAGGCAGCAUCGUGCAAGGACUCGCCAUGGCUUCUGCAGGAGAAGAGGAGGAAGGAGUUGAAGGAAAAGGUAGAAAGUGUCGUUGCCAAAGCUUCGUAUGCGCCGGCGCCCGCGCCCGCGCCUACUCCGCAACGCGAAGGACCGGUGACGAGAGCCUUGGCGCGAAAGCAUGCCGCCGCUGCUGCCGCUGCCUCCUCCAUCUCCGCAGGAGAAGCUGGUAGAGGAACGGUCGCCUCCACGGUAAAGGAGAAGAAUGGCGCGGCCUCUAGCGUCAAGAAGCGCGUAGGAAUGCAGGGCGGCGCAUCAGGUGGACAAGGAUGUGUAGGCGGGACAGGUGAUGGCACAAGAACGACGAAAAAACGCCCCGCAGUGAAAUCGUUUGCCUUCAGCGGUACUACUUCAACUCGGGCUAUGGUGUUCAAGGCGAUGGCAUCGUCACCGAAGGCAAGAUCGUCCAGAGGCAUCAAGAAGAGCAAGAACCGCACGGCGACCCGAGCAGCGCGAUCCGCUGCCAUAGCCGAGCAGAAGAGAGAAGGCAAAGUUGCCGCUGAAGACGGAACAGAAGAGGGAGUGGUUACUCAGAAACAGUAUUCGAACUUUGGUUGGACAGCUGAGGGAACACACAACUACGCCGCUUCCACGAUGACGAUUCCAAAGAGCCCUAAGUUUGCGACGAACAGGCGAGCGAAGCAGAGGCAUGUGAAGACCAAGAGCUCGGAGGAGGAGACGCUGGAGAAGGCGAAAAGUCAUCAGCUGCAAGCGCAGAAGAGACGUAAGUUGGAUGCAGGAAGGCUGCGAGAGAAACUACUGCCUCGUCCUGUGCUCCCAGUGAGGUCAACGGUAGCAUUGACAAUACCGUAUGAGAUACAUCUGCACACCGAAGAACGACUGCGGAGCAAGUGUCAGGGUAUAGAGGGGGGUGCUGCCAGCUCGUCGAAGGGGGAUGGUGAGGAGUAUGUUCCGCUGGCAGAAGCUGUCCUGAGAUUUCAGAGGAAGACUCCGGAUCGGUUUCAUACUCGUCCGCAUAAUGAGGACCACCCGACGAUUCUCAGCGAGGCAAGAGAGCCGCCUAGUAUAACGCAACCCAGGGAACCAGUACUGGAAACGGCUCACCGAUCAAGACCAGUGAAGGUGAAGAGUUCGGCAGAGAUUGAGGAAGAACUUAUGGCCAAUAUACAGAAGUUCAAGGCUCGACCCUUCGCUCGAAGUAUCGUCGAGAGAGGAGGUGACCUAGGUGUGCCAGUUGUGCCCCGACCUCCUCCCACUGAGCCGCAGGAGUUCAGUUUUGCAACCGCUCAACGUGCCGCCCUGCACUGCGAAGCUGCAUCUCUGAUGGAAGAACGCAGCAGUAAAGCCAACGCACGCCCUGUGACUCGAGAACAGUCCAAGUCCAAGAGCCUUGGACUCACAGUUCCCAUGGAACCUCAUCUGGAGACGAUGGCGAGGGCACGGCCUUCAAACCUGAAGACAACGGAGGAGAUGGAACUCGAAGAAGUUAGCAAUGCGCCCAAGUUCAAAGCACGGCCGGUAGGUAAGCAUGUACUCCACGGAUGUGGGGAUGUGGGAUUGCCCGUGGUGCCUAAGAAGCCGACAACGAUUCCGGAGGAGUUUGAUCUUGCGACGGAGCGGCGUGCGCGAUUACAUCCCAGUUGCUCGGCGGUGAGCUGCGCUUCCGGAAGAUCUACGAUUCGAUCGGAUGACAGCUAUGAACUGGCGGGGGGGGGCGCCGCGCGAGCAAAACUGGGACCUGCAGAGCCAUUCCAUCUGGAAACGGAGGAGCGAGGGGCGAAGAAGAAGGCCGAGUUGCAGAAAAGGCUGCAAGAAGAACAGAAGAGAGAAGAAGAGAUGCGUGUGCCGAAGGCGCAGCCGCUUCGUGACUUCGUGGAUGUAGGGAAUGCCGUCAUUCCAAAGAAACCUCCGGUGAAGGAGCCGACUUUGCCUGAGCCGUUCAAUCUUCAAAGUGCUAUUCUACACGAGACAGCCGUGCAGAAAUGGGAACGCAUGCUUGCCGAGCAGCAGAGAGAAGAAAUGGAGAGGGCUAAUUUCAAAGCGCAGCCCGUUUUGAAAGAAUGUCCUGUGAUGCCGGUUCAGCGCCCCAGGAAGCCGCUCACUACAAUUCAAGAACCUAAUCUGUCUGUGGAGAGGCGCGCGAUCGAGCGGCAGAAGUUCAACUCCAUGGUCGAAGCCAAACAACGAGACGCUAAAAGAUCAAGGGACGAGUACGAAGCCCAGGUGAAGGAGGAGGAGCUCAGGGUAAUUCAGGAGUUGAGACGGACAGAGAUGAUACCCAAGGCUAGGCCAAUUCCUGCGUAUCCACCUCCAGCUCAACCAGCAAAGUCGACGAAGGAGCUAACACGUCCGGUUUCUCCUCAGUUCACACGAAAAGCACCAGGCACGAGAUGCAUGAGAUGAAGAGCUUUGGGAGUAGUGCUAGUGGUGGUGGCUGAUCAGCACCUGGAGAUGUGAGGAAUUGCAGUAGAGCUGCAGAUCCGCCCAUCCGUUAUAAUAGAGCUUGCUGACCUGGACGAAACGAUCUGGCUAUGAUGGUCGAUUUUGGGGUUCGCUUUUUGUGCCCUCUUUCGGCCCGCGGCUGUUUCACAAGGCUUACUAUUAGGCUC
Molecule: messenger RNA, 2823 nt
Organism: Chara braunii
Lineage: Eukaryota; Viridiplantae; Streptophyta; Charophyceae; Charales; Characeae
Source: the annotation of a GenBank genome assembly